Molecule: messenger RNA, 1617 nt
Organism: Fusarium sp. VM40
Lineage: Eukaryota; Fungi; Ascomycota; Sordariomycetes; Hypocreales; Nectriaceae
Source: the annotation of a GenBank genome assembly
AUGCGUUCUGCCAUCUUUACAACCCUCCUGAGCGCUCUGCCUGUGGCAGUCCUCGCCCAGCAAGAAUGUAUCGACAAUGACAUCCCCUUCUUCGGAUGUGCUCCUCUCGGCGCAUACUAUCCCCCGCCCACCAUAUCCAAGACUUCGAAGACAUUCAAGAAUCUCAUCUCACAGUUCACCAAGACGUUCGACGAUCUAAUCAAGAAUGGUGGCAGCGAGAAAUAUGGCGAAAUUGCCCCAAACACCACGUCCUUCUCGGUCAUCAUAUUCGGUGGUGAUGAGUCUCUCCGAGAUGACCCUGUCUUCUUCGAGUACCAUUACACCUCUCCCGAAGAUCAGGCAUCCAACGACAAUAUCACCUUGACUACCAAAUUUCCCCUCGGUGAUGUUAGUAUGGUGUUCACUGUAUAUGCUUGGUUGGCCAAGAUGGGUGAGCAGUGGGAAACUCCUAUCACCAAGUAUCUUCCUGAGCUGGCCAAUGUCAAGGGCUCUCUUAAGGUCGCCUGGGAUGAAGUAACCAUUGGUGCUCUUGCGGGCCAGGUUUCUGGUCUCAGUCGUGAAUCUAAGGCCUGUGUUGUCGGAGAGCCUUGUGACUGGAAGGCAUUCGAGAAGGCCUUUGCCAAAAAGUCCCCUUACUUCCUUCCCGAUACGACCCCAAUUGCUUCCUAUGCCGCAUUCCAGCUACUGGCUUUUGCCAUGCAGCGCAUUGAUGGCGCUGAAUGGUCUUCUGUUCUUGAAGAUACUCUGCUGAGUCCAUUGACCAUGACCUCCAGUGGCGUUUUAAGCCCCAAGAACAAGGACAUCUUCGCCAUGGACAGCCUCAACACUUCUCUCAUUGGAGAGCCUGCUGCCCUGUCUUUCGUUAGCUCCAUGAAGGAUCUCGCUCGAGCCGGCCACUCUAUCCUCGCCGCUGAUCUUCUCUCACCCGCCAUUACUCGUCGCUGGCUUCACCCCAUGGCGGACACCUCCAACCUUCGCAAUGGUGUCGGUCGUCCUUGGGAGGUUUAUCGUGCCGGAAAGAACAUCCGCCCCAUCAUAGAUGUCCUAACCAAAAGUGGUGCUAUCGGAAAGUAUGCCAGCUACUUCGGCCUCACGACGGACUUCAACGCUGGCUUCGCCAUCCUGGCCCACGAUAGUAGUGUUGAGGAUCGUAAGCUCGACCUCAACGUGAUUGCCGAUGUUGUUAGCGAGGUGCUUGGCUACUUCCAGCAGAUCGCCCACCAAGAAACAGAAGUUCGCUACGCCGGCAAGUUUGAGAGCAAGCAUGCUCAGGCAACUUUCAACACGACUGACAAUGGCCAUGGUCUGGUAGUCCAGAAGCUCAUGAUCAACGGUGUGAAUGUCAAGGAUCAAACUGCCCAGAAGCUUGGCAUCCAGGCUAAGAACCUAGACUUCAGACUUUACCCUUCCAACGUCCAAACGGGUAGUCAGCACCAGUGGAUUGCUGUUUUCCAGGAUAGAAGUGCUCUUAUUGAUGCGGGUACCCCUACUUGUACCACUUGGCAGGAAGUUGGCGCUGGUGUGGAAAUCCGUGUUGUUUUCGCCACAGACAAGAAGGGCAAUGUGGUUGGUGUUGAGAUCCCCCAGUUGGAUGUCAAGAUGAAGCGAGCCAGUUGA